This is a messenger RNA of Spirodela intermedia, 2412 nucleotides long. NCBI's taxonomy places the organism in Eukaryota, Viridiplantae, Streptophyta, Magnoliopsida, Alismatales, Araceae. The record is from the annotation of a GenBank genome assembly.
AUGUCUCAUCGGAAGUUUGAGCACCCCAGGCAUGGUUCCCUCGGGUUCCUGCCGAAGAAGCGAGCUGCUCGCCACAGGGGGAAAGGUAUCGCACAGGACUUCUCAAUGAUUUGAGCUGUUUGAUUUACUUACUAUUGUUUUGGUCUCCUGUCAAAGCUUUGAGAGAUUUUUUUACAUGUUUUCUGUCUUUUUGAUAUACAGUGAAGGCCUUCCCGAGGGAUGACCCUAGCAAGUCCCCAAAGCUUACUGCCUUCCUAGGCUACAAGGCAGGAAUGACCCACAUUGUCAGAGAGGUCGAGAAGCCUGGAUCAAGUAAGUUAUCAUGCUUUUCCAGCUUCAUCAUUAUCAUUUAUCCCUUUUAAAUAAUUUCAUUUGAAUUGAAAUUUUUUGUAUGUUUCAUACGAUUCGGAUGCUCUGUGAUAUUUGGUUAAUGUGCUUUUUUUCUAGAUAAUUUCAUUUGAUCAUGAAGCUGUUUGUAUGGGCACUUUUUCAUAUUAUAUAAACCAAGCUCUGGAUAUCGAAAUAUGGCAUUUAUUUAGGUAUUAGGUAGAUCUUCGUAACUCGGUCAUGAUGAAUCGCAUUCACUUCAGGGUUUUUUCUUGUGCAAAUCAGCAGCAGAUGCAUGCUCUUGUUCUUUACAGAUGACCCUUGUAAUGCUCGAAUGCUUUCUGUGUAGAACUUCACAAGAAGGAAACCUGCGAGGCGGUGACAAUCGUUGAGACUCCUCCAAUGGUGAUUGUUGGAGUUGUCGGGUACAUCAAGACGCCUCGUGGACUCAGGACACUGAACACCGUCUGGGCCCAGCAUCUGAGCGAGGAAGUCAGAAGGAGGUUCUACAAGAAUUGGUACAGAGCCAAGAAGAAGGCUUUCACCAAGUACUCUAAGAAGUAUGAAUCUGAGGAGGGGAAGAAGGACAUCGAGGCUCAGCUGGAGAAGAUAAAGAAAUAUGCAUCGGUCGUUCGUGUUCUUGCCCACACUCAGGUAUCUAACCAGUUCUUCAAUUUCAUGGUACUUGGGUUUUUUAUACUUGGCCCGUGCAACAAUGAGAACCAGCUGCGCAUUAAAAAAUCAAAAAAUUAGUUUUUCUAUCAAUUCAACUGCUAUACGUUAUUCAUAUGGAUAAGAUGAUCUGACUCGCUGAUAUUUUCCAAGAAAGAAUCAGAAUACUAAAUCACAGUAUAUCCCAGCAGAAAAGUGAGAAGAUUUGGUAUCUUGGUUUUCUCUGCAACAGAUAAACUGAAUCGAAAGGGAUGAAAACUCUGCUUAACAUGUUCUUGCCUGAUGCUUUUCAGACGAGAAUCAGAAUUCAAAAAAUACCAUAUGACGGAACCUUUUUUGCCCCUCUUCUUUGGCCGAUGUUUUCCAGAUAAGGAAGAUGAAGGGUCUGAAGCAGAAGAAAGCCCACCUGAUGGAGAUCCAGGUCAACGGGGGGACAGUGGCCGAGAAGGUUGACUACGCCUACAGCUUCUUCGAGAAGCAGGUACCUGUGGACGCCAUCUUCCAGAAGGACGAGAUGAUUGACAUCAUCGGCGUCACCAGGGGCAAGGGUUAUGAGGGCGUGGUGACCCGUUGGGGCGUUACCCGCCUCCCCAGGAAGACCCACAGGGGCCUCCGAAAGGUGGCCUGUAUUGGCGCCUGGCACCCUGCCAGGGUCUCUUUCACAGUCGCCCGUGCCGGGCAGAAUGGGUAUCACCACCGUACCGAGCUCAACAAGAAGGUCUACAAGCUCGGCAAGGCCGGCGAUGAGGCCCAUGGAGCUGCCACUGAGUUCGACAGGUCAACUCUCUCUCUCUCUCUCUCUCUCGCUUUCGCUAUAUAUAUAUAUAUAUGUAUAGUUCUGGGCCUCUUGGGGUGUUCCCCCUCACCAUUAGCUUAGGAGUUGAUGGGUAUGUUGUCCAUUCCCUCUGUGUGUGUAUACUGUGAUUUUCCCACUCCAUCGGUUUACAAGACCAGGCCCAUUCUUCUCAUGUUCUCUCUCUCUCUCUCUCUAGAUGCAUGCAUGCAUAUAUAUAUAUGUAUAUAUAUUGCUGAGCUGUUGUGUGUGUAUCCAUCUACUUAUAUCUCACCCUUUCUCCUCUUCGUGUGUUCUUCUCGUUUCUGACGUUACAACUGGGUUUCUCUCUCUGAACUCUCUAUCUUUCUCUCUCUAACAGGACGGAGAAGGACAUCACUCCGAUGGGUGGGUUCCCUCACUACGGCGUGGUGAAGGACGACUACCUGCUGAUAAAGGGGUGCUGCGUGGGGCCGAAGAAGCGGGUGGUGACGCUGCGGCAGUCGCUGCUGAAGCAGACCUCCCGCGUGGCCCUCGAGGAGAUCAAGCUCAAGUUCAUCGACACCUCCUCCAAGUUCGGCCACGGCCGCUUCCAGACCACCGAGGAGAAGCAGAAGUUCUACGGCCGUCUCAAGGCCUGA